AUGCUCGUCGCCUGGAUGUGGCUGCCUUUUCUGGGGCUCCUGGCUGGCCACGAGGCCCAGAGCUGCAAACCGGAGCUGAGCGGCCUUGCUACAAACGUGGCCAGAGGACGUCCAGCUUUCCAAUCGUCCACCUACGUGAGCCUCAAUUCAGUAGCCAGAAAAGCCGUGGACGGGAACUGCAGCGGACGCUGGAUUGGGCAGAACACUUGUACCCACACGAAGCGAGAGGGGCCCUGGUGGUACAUGGACCUGGUAGCCGGUUAUGCCGUCUCUUCCAUGGUGGUGAAAAACCGAGAGGACUGCUGUGGAGAAAGGCUCCAGGGGGCAGAGAUCCGCGUGGCUGACUGCGUGCCCACCCACGGGCUAUCCAAUCGUCUCUGUGGGACCAUCACCGAUACCCUGGGCUCCAUCAGCACCAUCUCCUGUGACGGUCAAGUGGAACGCUACGUCAGCGUCACCAUUCCUGGCCGCACGGUCUCCCUGGCCCUGUGCGUGGAGGUCUACGGGACCCAGGUGUGAAUCCAGGACCCCUGAGCCUCAGGACACGACUCCAUCAAUCUUGACUCUCUUGAAUAAACUUACUUUGAGCAAUUC
Molecule: messenger RNA, 594 nt
Organism: Thamnophis elegans (Western terrestrial garter snake)
Lineage: Eukaryota; Metazoa; Chordata; Lepidosauria; Squamata; Natricidae
Product: fucolectin-like
Source: RefSeq, a predicted model, not a curated record